This is a messenger RNA of Cooperia oncophora, 216 nucleotides long. The record is from the annotation of a GenBank genome assembly. Lineage: Eukaryota; Metazoa; Nematoda; Chromadorea; Rhabditida; Trichostrongylidae.
AUGACGAUCCGCGUUGUUCCAAGUCAUACGUUGAAGUAUGCGGCUACAUUGUAUGAAAAGGCCAAAAAACACAAGCUCCAGACCAAUCCACUUCUAGUACGUGUCGAGGUGAAAGCUGGUCAUGGUGGAGGGAAGCCUACUGAGAAAUUGAUAGCUGAACUUGUUGAUGUGUACAGUUUCCUGCAGAGGGUUCUGAACCUUGAAUGGAAAGACUGA